Nezara viridula (southern green stink bug) is the source of this 7387-nucleotide messenger RNA. Lineage: Eukaryota; Metazoa; Arthropoda; Insecta; Hemiptera; Pentatomidae. The record is from the annotation of a GenBank genome assembly.
AUACAGAAUUCCAUCUGCACAUACCCACUAAAAAGUAACAGGUCCAGUUUUUUUUUAACCAUCUCUAGUUUAUGAUAACAUAUCAAGUCGUUACUUCUGCUGCAUACAUGAACUACAGCUCUUUGAUAAAUAGUAAUUUUGGCAGUUUCUGGUGGACGUUAAAGUUUACAUUCUUAAUUUUUGAGGUUCUUGAAAUAGUUGUUGGGUGGCAAUGGAUAAAAUUGAUGAAAGCAAAUCCUGUAUUUUGAUUAAAGAAGAAGAAAUGGAUGAAACCAAAUCUCCUCGUAUGAGAAAUGCUGAUAUUACAAUUAAAGAAGAAAUAACUGAUGAAAUUGAGCCCUCUUAUAUGAGUAACUCCGAUAUCUCAGUUAAAGAAGAAAUCGCUGAUGAGAUUGAACCCUUUUGUCCCGUGAUUGAUAUCAAAGAAGAGGGACUACCAGAGAUCUGUUAUGAUGGACCUAUUCAUGAGGAACAAGAAGAAGAGUUUAUUGUCUCAGAUGAAGGAGCCAAAGAUUUUCUGCACCAGGAAAAGGAGAACAAACAGGAUGAUUUGGAAUCAACGAUUAACAUCAACAUGAAAGAAUGCGUAAUCCCUAAUAUAGCCGAGAACUCUCAUAAAUGUCCUUAUUGCGAAUAUAGAGUUGUCAAAGAAAGUCUUAUAAAAAGACAUAUAAUGACCCAUCAUAUUGGUAAGAAGUUUUAUAAAUGUCCUCAUUGUGAUUACGAAACUGUGGAACCCUCUAAUUUGAAACAUCAUAUAAUGGCCCGCCACACAGGCGAUAAACCUCAUCAGUGUCCUCAUUGUAACUACAAAGCCAUAAAAAAUAGUCAUUUGAAGAGACAUAUAAUGGCCUGUCAUUCGAUUGAGAAGCCUCAUAAUUGUCCUCAAUGUGACUAUGGAACAGUAGAAGCAAGAUCUUUAAAAAAACAUAUAAUGAGCCAUCACACAGGUGAUAAACCUCAUCACUGUCCUCAUUGUGAUUUCAAAACAGUAGAUGCAAGUACUUUAAAAAAACAUAUAAUGUAUCGUCAUACAGGUGAAAAGCCUCAUGAGUGCCCUCAUUGUGACUUUAAAGCAGUCAAGUCAUCUAUUGUUAGGCGCCAUGUAAUGGCCCGUCAUACAGAUGAAAGACCUCAUAAAUGUCUCCUUUGUGAUUAUAAAACAGUCGGAGCAAGUAUUUUAAAACAACACAUAUUAGCUGUUCAUACAGAUGAGAAGCCUCAUAAGUGUCCUGAUUGUAAAUAUGAAACUGCAAUACCUAGUCGUUUGAAAUAUCAUAUAAUGGCCCGCCACACAAGUAAUAAACCUCAUCAAUGUCCUCAUUGUGACUAUAAAGCAACUCAAAUCGGUACUUUAAAAAGACAUAUAUCAUACCUGCAUACAGGUGAGAAGCCUCAUAAGUGCCCUCAUUGUGAAUAUGCAACAGCUAGAGCUUGUAAUCUGAAAGAUCAUAUAAUGUACCGUCAUACAGGCGAAAAGCCUCAUAAGUGUCCUCAUUGCGACUUCAAAGCUGUAACAGUAUCCAUCGUAAAAUGCCAUAUAAAGGCCCGUCAUACAAUUGAGAAGCCUCAUAAGUGUCCUCAAUGUGAAUAUGAAACAGCUGCAUCUAAAACUCUAAAAAAUCACAUAAGGGCCCGUCACACAGGUGAUAAACCUUAUCAAUGCCCUUAUUGUGACUUUAAAAGUGUAACAGUAAGUAACUUAAAAGUGCAUAUAAUGUCCCGUCAUACAGGUGAAAGGCCUCAUAAGUGUCCCCACUGUGACUAUAAAACUGUCCAAAUACAUGUUUUAAAAAAACAUAAAUGCACUGGCCUACAAGUAAAUAACCUCGUAUCAUGAAUGUUUCCAUUGUGACUAUUAUAUUAUUAUUAUUAUUAUAUUAAUAACAGUACAUAAAAGUUCUUUGAAAUGACAUAUGUUAGAUAUCUUUUCAUGUUUUUUUGUCAUACAUUUAUGAGUGUGUCCACUAGUUGGGAAAGUCAAACAUUUUUUAUGGUAUUGAAAAACCAGGAAUUAGUUGAUGAGUCACAGAAAAUUAUAGAAAAGUUAUCUUGAGUUCUCAACUUUAAUAUAGACUUCCUUCAAUAUAAACUGUGGAAUGGCUGAAUUUUUACUGUCAAAGGAAUGAGUCUGGUAAGAUUGUUUAGCCAGACAGAAAGAGAAAUAUACAACAGCGUAGUGCUUUCAAUGAACUAAUAUAAUUAUUUUAGUCAUGGCAGGCAAAUAUAUAUAUAUUUAGGUACUUCUUGUCUAGGGGGCCGUUUUGAAACCUCACUUCUUAUCUAUCUUAUCUAAUGUCACGUCAUAUAACCUCCCUCUUCUUAUCCCGCCAAACUUUUGAGUUAUUGCAUUGUUUAGUUUUCAGUUAUUCCCUUACUACGUUCACUUAUUAAAUUCUUUACUUUUGGCCCGUUUGAGUUUAUUUUACAUUUUUUUUUUAGUUUAUGGCCCCUUGGAGUUUAUUUUUCAUUUUUUCCGUUUAUUUUCUUCAUAUUAUGGAUCUUCUUAGAACCUAGCAAAGUGGUUGAAGUAGACAAAAGUCAUUUUUCGAAAUGAAAAAAUCAUGUGAGGAGAGUUUUACCUCAGCAGUGGAUGUUUGGUGAAUGUUUUAUUGUCAAAAUAAUUGACAGAAAGGCAACAACCUUAUUACAAGCAAUUAAAGAAAAUAUAGAAGAGGGAACGACCAUUUAUUCGGACUGUUGGAAAGGAUACAACACUCGACAACUGAACGAAGCAAACUAUGACCAUUUCCAAGUGAAUCACUUUCACUCAAGUGAAUUUUGUCGAUCCAUCAACUGGGGUUUAUACUCAACAUAUAGAACGAUUAUGGGGCUCAGCGAAGUGAAGAAAUAAAGUAAAUAGAGGAACUGCCAGACAACACCUCGAUUCAUAUUUGUUGGCGAGCUCACAGAGAAGAGGACCCGUUCCUCGCUAUUUUAAAUAGCAUAAAACAAUUUUGCCUUCCAAAAUAAAUAAGAGAAAAGGAAGUGAAUAAUUAAGUGAAAAUAUUUUGUACAUAUAUUGUUUAUAGUGUUGAUAUUUUUUCUUUUUUAUGUAAAUAUGUUCUUUUAAAUGUGUUUUUUUAUUAUUUCAUUUUGAUGUUUUAUAUGUACAUAUCUUCUUAAAGUGUUUUUUUUAUUAUUUCAUUAAUAUAUGUGUCGUCAAAUAAAAGUAUUUUUUUUUGUUAUUGUAUUUGUUUUUGUAUCUGUUAACACUUUCAAUAAUACGAAUUUAAUGCAAUAAUACGAAGAUAUUAAGUAGGAGAAGGGUUAUCACUGCAUUAUGGGAGUUAUCAGUGUUCAGGUUAUAAACAUUGGCAGAUAGCAGUCAGGAGCGGCCCCCUAGACAAGAAGUACCUAUAUUUAUAUUAAGGUCUUAGUUGUCAUGAAUUUAAUUAAUAAUGCAUUUAUUUUGGUUAAUUAUUUUCAAGAAUAAAUUUUUCCAAACAAUUAAAGAAAAGAAAAUAUCUCCUCAGUUUUCUCCGAGACUAAAAGAGCAUUUUGUUUUAGAAUGACAAAUGAUUAGAAGUUUCAUACUGCUAAUAUAGAAAUUGUACUUUCAUCUUGUAGGAGUUUCCUGGGUUGAAAAGAAGUGUCAAACAAAAUCAAAAUGGCCUUCUAGAAAUCGACAUUUCUCUCUUUCCUUCCGUACUCUUCAGAGUUGUGGACCCUAAUCUCAAAACACAAGCGCUGAUUUAAUCCAUAGUAAUGCAUUACCUUCGCAAGGUAGAAGGAAAGGCCUGAUGAUAUAAGAUCUGGAACACCAUUGGAUAAGAUAAUACCACUUUAUGGGCCAGCCUCAAAGUUAAAAUUGUUAGGACCAUCCUAGAGGAGCACAAAAUAAAACAGAUAUAGACUUAAAGAGCAAAAUUUUAUUGUCGUAAAUUUUGAAAUUGCAACUUUUUUGUAUUGCUGAACACAUGGAUCUGAUGUUUGCUAACAGAAAUUUUGCCUGGGAUCCUUAAUUUUUUUUUCUUUUGGUUUGGGUGGCAAACUGUUGGCGCCAGAACAUCACUAUAUAAUAAAUUUAAUAUAAACAAUUUUUUUUUUUUACAUUUGGUAUCAUUAAAGUUUUUCUCUACUAUCAACUGUUAAUAAAAUCAGUUUACAGCUCUUUUUAUGUCCGAUUUCUGUACAAAAUAUAAAUAUUACGUGUCUGUUCUACAUCUCAUUAUGCUUCAUGGAAAGUAUAUUCCUAUUUGUAAAACUGUGUUUUUAUUAUACAACAGUUAACUUUGAAUUAAACAUGCCAAAAUGCACUGAAAAUAUGUGAAAAUCAGUUGGCAAACUCACAAAUACAUGUCCCCUGUUAUAUUUAGAAUGUUUUAAUUUAUCUAAUAAUGAUUAAUUCUAAAUAACGUAUAGAAAGUCAAUGGGAUUAAAAUAGGUUUAAUAGAGAAAAGGGGAAAGGCAGUUGUUCGGAUUACUGUCAAUAUAUAACUAACUGUUAUAUUUAAUCCCUACGUUCAAAUAAAAUAAAGUUGAGUACUGUGAAAUCGAAAUAAACUAAUUUUUAUUUCAACACAUACUUUACAAAGAGAUUUUUUAUAAUUUGAGACUUUUAGGGCUUUUUACAAUAAUAACAAUAAUUAUUUACAAAUGAAUAUUUUUAACAAUGUGAAAUUAUUUAAAUAUUUAUAAAAUAAAAAUCACUUUUGACUGACUUCCUAACAUUUUCCCACCUGAGGAGUUUUGAUUUGUUUAACUGUUUCAAAAAUAGUAAAACGAAAUCGAAAGAACUCUUUUCAGUGUUCCUCUGUUAGAGUUCCUUUUUUUUCUCUUUCUCUUUUUUGAUUGCUUCUUAUUCUUUGAAGUAUUUUUUUUUACCAAUUCUAUUGAUUUGGUCGGUAGUAAGGCACUAUGCAUUAGUUCUGGAGCAACAGCCAUGUCAGCAGCUGAUGAAUUUUGAAUAUCAUUUAUAUUUUGAAUUCUAAGGACAUCAAAUAUAUCUUUCUUCUCUUUUAAUAUUUCUGGUGGCAAUUUAUUAGGAUGAGUAUCUUUCAAAUCAUCGUUAGCUCCUACCUUCAUUAAGCUGAGAUUUCUUUCAUAUCUUACUUGUUUUGAUAUACAACAUAUAAAUCCACUUUUCAUGUACUUUUGUGUGAACCAUGUUUAUGAAACAAGAAAUUGAACCCUUUUACAGCAUUCUGUUGCAUAUUAAUAUUUGAUAAUAAAGAAAAAUUUUACUGACAAAAAAUAGAAAUUUUUUUUUUAUUUAAACUUUUUAUAUGAAGGUCUUCAAAAAAACACAACAACAAUAGUUUAUGAAAUACAGAUGAAAAAUUAAAUAAAUUAUCGAAAAAAAAGGUUGCAGUAAAAAUUUCUGUAAGUAUAUUUCAGAUUAAGCAACCAACAAAAUUAAUGACCAAAAUAAGACUUUCCCUUUUUUUUUUCUUUCUAUAUUGCUUAAACAAAAAGUGUUUAGUACUCCUUAUGAUAUAUCGUGAAACAACCAAUAUUACUACUAAUCGAUUGUUGAUAAAAUUUUUUUUUUAUAUUUGUUUAUUUAGAAAUAUUACAUUCUGUCACAUCAAGGACAUUUAUAAUAGUGUUCAGAGAAAGCAUACUCACACUCUAUUUACAAUAAAAAAAAAUAAUAAUACAGAAACUUAAUAAUAAUAAAUACAGUAAAAUAAAAUAAAAAUAAAUACAAUAAAAUAAAAUAAAUGUAUAUAAACAAAAGAACUAACCUAAUCAUACACACUCGGGCUUGAGUGGAGGAUCUGGCCAUUGCUAAAACUCCAAUAGAUGCUUAUUUACAAAAGGUCUCUGGGCCACUGCCGCUUCAACCUUCGAGGAGGAUUGUAAGGAUGGGUGGUGCUGGAUAGAGAUUGUGCAAGGGGAUUUGGAUGAUAAGUAAGGUUCUGGUGAAAUUUGGAGAAUUUUUCUGGAAUAAGGUCUAGGACAAAUGGGAUAUUAAGGUCAUGGUGUAGGAUUUUGUUAUUUACAUAGAACGGAGCAUCAACUAUUGUUCGAAGGACUUUAGAUUGAAAGGAUUGAAUACGUUUGAUGUUAGAAGCUUUUGCUGUCCCCCACAGUUUGAUAAAAAUUAAAUAAGUAAAUAAAAUAAAAUCAUAUGGGUUGUCCUGCUCCUACGAGUCCAAUAGAAAUACUAGAAAUCUACCCUGAUAAUGACCCACAAGCUUGGAUUGAAAUGUUGGCAUGAUAAAUCAUGAAAAAAUCAUCAGAAGAUUUACGAGGUAAGGAGUCCUAUUGUAAGAUACCACAUCUUCUGGUAAGACAGUAAUCAGAGAGGUGUUCAGGAAGUGAGGUAUAAUUUAGUGUAGAGAAGGUCCAAAAUUAGGACACCUAUUCCAGACUCUGCACAUGGUAGAGUCCGUCAAAGAUCAGAUUGAGUUUGAGGGAGAGAGAUAAGCGCAGUGGCAAAGCAUUCUCACUCUUUUUUUUCUCUACAAAUUCGAACCUACUUUUUUUUUUUUUUUUUACAAAUAGAAAUUUCUUUUACCAUUUUUUUAUAAAUUUUCGUUUACCCUGUCAAGUAAACUGACAAAAAUGUAAUUAUGUCUGUAUUUAAAAUCAUGAAAACAGAGGCUGAGGGUUGUCAAAUCCAGUUUCCUCUGUUUCCAAGGCUACUGGUUUAUCUGAACAUAACUUUGAGAAACGUUGUAAAAGAGCUAAAUUACUUCAAAAUUUAGAUUUCAAAUAGCUAUAUAUUGAACAUAGCGAAUAAGCUUUCAAAAUUUCUAUGAGGUGCUGAAAGCAAACUUACAAUAUGCUGACACCAAACACAUCAAAGGAUAAUGUCAAAAAGGUGGAUCUCAGGUACCUGCAAGGACCGAGGGGCCUGAGGAAAGCCGUUCCUUAUAGUAACUGGUAACUAGUAACGGGUUGAGUAACUGGUUCCGUUUAGGGUGUGGCCAGUGAAAAUAAUUGUACACCUGAAGUUCUGAACCAAUCAAAACCAUCCCUACCGUGAAUAUUUGUAUAGAAUCUCCCAAGUAGUAAGAAAAUGAGGCCUUAUGUAUUUUUCCGGUCUUGGAGACUGAAGUGGCACAGCUACCUACAGAUGGACGUCUUGGCUGAGUUCGGACCUGGACUUUGAUUGGACAAGAGGAGAUUCAAUCAGCAGAUGCAGUGAAGAAACCUAAUAACUACACCAUCUUCAUAAAACAUACCUAAGUUUUAUUCCAAAUAAUAGAUUUACUAAUGUUAGAAUAUUUUAUGGCAAUACAACUCUCAAAACAGUCCAUCUGAAAUCAUACCUUCACAGUCAUCGAUUAAAUUCAUUGAAUCAUGUAUUUAGUUUCUUGUAAAUAUAAUUUGUAUAUAUACUUUAUUAAACAUAAGAAUAAAAUAAGUUUUUUAGUAAAAGUUAUUUUAAUUCUGCCAUCCAUUUAUAUCAUGGUGAUCACAGGUAAUGUUGGUA